GCCUGGGUGGACGGAUGUGACGCCACUGACGUGGCCGCGGGGAUCAGAGAGAAACGAGGACCUGGUUCUGAGGGGUCGGUUUGAGAUCGGCUGAGGGAAGCGGGCCCAGGCUCUGUGAGGAGGCAAGGUUUGCAGAGAACAGACCAGCCAGGAGGUCAGGAGGCCCCAGAGAAGCACUGAAGAAGACCUGCCUGUGGGUCUCAAUUGCCCAGCCCCGGCCCACACUUUCCUGCUGCCCUGACCUGAGUCAUCAUGUUUCUUGGGCAGAAGAGUCAGCCCUACAAGGCUGAGGAAGGCCUUCAGGCCCAAGGAGAGGCACCAGGGCUUGUGGAUGUGCAGAUUCCCACAGCUGAGGAGCAGAAGGCUGCAUCCUCCUCCUCUACUCUGAUCAUGGGAACCCUGGAGGAAGUGCCUGAUUCUGGGUCACCGAGUCCUCCCCAGAGUCCUGAGGGUGCCUCCUCUUCCCUGACUGUCACCGACAGCACUCUAUGGAGCCAAUCCGAUGAGGGUUCCAGCAGCAAUGAGGAGGAGGGGCCAAGCACCUCCUCGGACCCAGCUCACCUGGAGUCCCUGUUCCGGGAAGCACUUGAUGAGAAAGUGGCUGAGUUAGUUCGUUUCCUGCUCCGCAAAUAUCAAAUUAAGGAGCUGGUCACAAAGGCAGAAAUGCUGGAGAGUGUCAUCAAAAAUUACAAGAACCACUUUCCUGAUAUCUUCAGCAAAGCCUCUGAGUGCAUGCAGGUGAUCUUUGGCAUUGACGUGAAGGAAGUGGACCCUGCCGGCCACUCCUACAUCCUUGUCACCUGCCUGGGCCUCUCCUAUGAUGGCCUACUGGGUGAUGAUCAGAGUACGCCCAAGACCGGCCUCCUGAUAAUCGUCCUGGGCAUGAUCUUAAUGGAGGGCAGCCGCGCCCCGGAGGAGGCAAUCUGGGAAGCGUUAAGUGUGAUGGGGCUGUAUGAUGGGAGGGAGCACAGUGUCUAUUGGAAGCUCAGGAAGCUGCUCACCCAAGAGUGGGUGCAGGAGAACUACCUGGAGUACCGCCAGGCGCCCGGCAGUGAUCCUGUGCGCUACGAGUUCCUGUGGGGUCCAAGGGCCCUUGCUGAAACCAGCUAUGUGAAAGUCUUGGAGCAUGUGGUCAGGAUCAAUGCAAGAGUUCGCAUUUCCUACCCAUCCCUGCAUGAAGAGGCUUUGGGAGAGGAGAAAGGAGUUUGAGCAGGAGUUGCAGCUAGGGCCAGUGGGGCAGGUUGCGGGAGGGCCUUGGCCAGUGCACGUUCCAGGGCCACAUCCACCACUUUCUCUGUCCUGUUACAUGAGGCCCAUUCUUCACUCUGUGUUUGAAGAGAGCAGUCACCGUUCUCAGUAGUGGGGAGCAUGUUGGGUGUGAGGGAACACAGUGUGGACCAUCUCUCAGUUCCUGUUCUGUUGGGCGAUUUGGAGGUUUAUCUUUGUUUCCUUUUGGAAUUGUUCCAAUGUUCCUUUUUAAUGGAUGGUGUAAUGAACUUCAACAUUCAUUUUAUGUAUGACAAUAGACAGACUUACUGCUUUUUAUGUAGUUUAGGAGUAAGAGUCUUGCUUUUCAUUUAUACUGGGAAACCCAUGUUAUUUCUUGAAUUCAGACACUACAAGAGCAGAGGAUUAAGGUUUUUUUUUAGAAAUGUGAAACAACAUAGCAGUAAAAUACAUGAGAUAAAGAUAUAAAGAAAUUAAACAAUAGUUAAUUAUUGCCUUACUUGUACCUCUUAGUGUACCCUAUGUACCUGGAUUUGCUUGGCUUCUUUGAGAAUGAAAUUGAAUUAAAUAUGAAUAAAU
This is a messenger RNA of Pongo pygmaeus (Bornean orangutan), 1806 nucleotides long. RefSeq names its product MAGE family member A8 (gene MAGEA8). Gene Ontology annotation, biological process: negative regulation of transcription by RNA polymerase II. Bases 253 to 1209 code for a protein of 318 amino acids. Gene Ontology annotation, cellular component: nucleus. NCBI's taxonomy places the organism in Eukaryota, Metazoa, Chordata, Mammalia, Primates, Hominidae. The transcript has 3 exons. Gene Ontology annotation, molecular function: histone deacetylase binding. The record is from RefSeq and is a predicted model, not a curated record.